Molecule: messenger RNA, 3222 nt
Organism: Echinops telfairi (small Madagascar hedgehog)
Lineage: Eukaryota; Metazoa; Chordata; Mammalia; Afrosoricida; Tenrecidae
Gene: ARSG
Product: arylsulfatase G
Exons: 12
Coding region: 790-2283 (497 amino acids)
Molecular function (GO): arylsulfatase activity
Source: RefSeq, a predicted model, not a curated record
UGGGGCAUCGCCUAUUCCGCUUCUCCCUGGGCUUCCUGUUUCACUUCCUGGGCCGCCUCCUGUCCCAUCCUGCUGAACAUUAUCGUUGGGCCAAUGCUGUCCUUCGGAUCUGAAGUGGUGAUUACUCUGCCUCAGGAGUGACUUCUGUCCCAGACCCGAAGGGUGACAAAGGGCCGUACACCACAGAGGCUCGCUGUCCCUUUCUGACCGGAAACCUGAAGCCCUGGGCCGCCUGGAACGGGGACGCUCAUCUGGGGCCAAUGGCGGCUUCUAGAACAUGCAGGUGUUUGGCACAUGUGAGCCAGGGUGCGCCAGCUGGAAUCCCAGACAGAUGCAGGGCCUAAGCUACGUCUCCAGCGUCCCGCUCAACAUAGAAGGUCACUUUCUGAGUGGCCGUGCCACAUGAACUGGGCCAUCGAACCCAAGUGAAGGAGAGCCGUUGACAUCAAGCCCUGCUGCAUGGACAUCACUGGUCAUUUUACUUCGCGGCUGCCUUUGGUAGAAUUACACUGACUGCACAGGGGACACUAAUCUUGGCGAGUGCAAGGAUCCCGACCGCCCCCAAAGAAGGAUUUCCAAUGGGGAUGUCAUUUCAGUAGCCCCCAGCCUCCCUAACCCUUCACUGUCAGUACCCCUGCUGCCCCCACUCACCCCCUCUCUUCCCACAAACCCCAUUCCCGCUCUUGGAAAGCAUCCAGCAUCAAAAGUGACCCGAAAGGAACUCUUGGAAUCACCUCUAGGGGUGCCCUGCAUCACCCUCUCGAGAACCGGGGUCCUCUCCGUACCACCAUGGCCUGGCUUUUUCUAAAGGUUUUGAUGGUGGGGUUGAGUUUCUUGGGAUUUUUUUACCCCCUUGUGGAUUUUCACAUCGAUAGGAAAACUGGGGGCCAGAGACCCAACUUUGUCAUCAUCCUGGCCGAUGACAUGGGGUGGGGUGAUCUGGGCGCCAACUGGGCCGACGCGAAGCCCAUGACCACCAACCUUGAUAAGAUGGCUUCCGAAGGAAUGAGGUUUGUGGACUUCCACGCGGCUGCCUCCACCUGCUCGCCGUCCCGCGCCUCCCUGCUCACCGGCCGGCUUGGCCUUCGCAAUGGCGUCACCCACAACUUCGCAGUCACCUCCGUGGGGGGCCUUCCGCUCAAGGAGACCACCUUGGCCGAGGUGCUGCAGCAGGCUGGCUACGUCACAGGCAUGAUAGGCAAAUGGCAUCUUGGGCACCACGGGCCGUAUCACCCCAACUUUCGUGGCUUUGAUUACUACUAUGGAAUCCCGUACAGCAACGAUAUGGGCUGCACGGAUACCCCGGGCUACGACUACCCCCCUUGUCCGGCGUGUCCCCAGAAGAACGGCUCCUCACGGCACCCUGAGAGAGCCUGUUCUACGGACGUGGCCCUUCCUCUGUACGAAAACCUCGCCAUCAUCGAGCAGCCCGUCAGCCUGAGCGGCCUGGCGCAGAAGUACGCGGACAAAGCCACCCAGUUCAUUGAGGAUGCCCGUGCCAGCGGGAGACCCUUCCUGCUCUACAUGGGCUUGGCCCACAUGCACGUGCCCUUGCCUGCAACUGGACCUUCGGCAGACCCGAGGGCCCCGGGGCCAUACACCGCAGGCCUCCGGGACAUGGACAGCCUGGUGGGUCAGAUCAAGGACAAAAUCGACCACAUGGCCGAAGGAAACACAUUCCUCUGGUUCACAGAACCGCCUGGACCUUUCUCAAAUGGGGGAAGCCCAGCCAAGCAGACCACGUGGGAAGGAGGACAUCGGGUCCCGGCUCUGGCUUACUGGCCCGGCAGAGUCCCCGCCAAUGUCACCAGCACUGCCUUGUUAAGUGUGCUGGACAUCUUCCCCACCGUCGUGGCCCUGGCCCGGACCUGCCUGCCCCCGGACCGGCACUUGGAUGGGUUGGACGCCUCUGAGGUUCUCCUCAGCCGCAGGCAGACUGGACACAGGCAAAAGGAAGAGGCCGGAGGUGGAGCUCGAGCCUGUGACGGGAGCGUCGGGCCUGAGCAGCAUCACCAGCUGCCGCUGAUCUUUAACCUGGACGAGGACGCGGCUGAAGGUGUGCCCCUGGACAGAGCUGGUGCCGAGUACCAGGCAGUGCUGCCCCAGGUCAGAAGGGCCCUCGCAGAUGUUCUUCAGGACAUUGCUGACGACAAUGUCUCCAGAGCUGAUUACACCCAGGACCCUUCAGCCACGCCCUGCUGUGACCCAGACCAAGCUGCCUGCCGGUGCCAAGCCCCCCCACAGACCUUCCUCUCCCACCAGGAGGCCUGGCGGGAUGGUUGAUGGGCUGGCAUGUUGCCAAGCUUCCGUUUUACCCUCUGUGGUUGUACCACCCAUCUGCCAGCUUGUCCGGUGGCUUGUGGGUCCAGCAGAGCUUCCUAAGGUCAACUAGGAAGAAAGGCCUGACCUUCUGAACAUUAGCCCAGGAAAACCCCAUGGAUCCCAAGGUUUCGCUGUAGUGCUAGGAGUUGGGGACCGCUUUAGUAGCCAGAUUCUAGUCCUGAUACUAACUCUAAUCCACGACCCCUGGGCAUCUACCAGCAGUCACCCAGGCUUUAAACGCAUGGCUCUGGAUCUGGCUGUGGCACCACACCCUGCAUAUCCCCACCAACCCUUUUCCCGAGGCCAGCUGGCCCGGAGCCAUUAGCAUCCUAUGUCUGCAGCCUCACUGGCCAGUGCAGUGCUGGUUCCGGCCAGCUGCUGUCUUUCAUAAGCCCACAGGUCUCUGCAUCUGGGACAGGGCUCCAGCAGGCUGGUGCGGGGCGGGGGGUUGCCGAGAAGGGUGUUCUGAGUAGCGGCCACCUAGGUAUACAGAGCUAGAGCUGGGUCUAGAAGGUCCUGGGAGAUGAGCCCUGGCACUGGGAGGUUCUCAGAACACACCGCAGCCACAGUGGGCUUGAACAUACCACCGACUGGGAAGACAGUGCAGGACCGGCCAGCGUCAUGCUGUUGUGGUGGGGGCACUGUGAGCCCCCUGGUCUGACUACAAGGAGGCUGGGUCUUGGUCUCAGAGAAGAUGAGGUGACUCACAAGUCCAGCCCCCCUCCCCCAUGUCUGCAAGGGAAAGAUUUUUGAAGUUCACCUUCCCCUUAAGCCUCCAAAGAAGUCACAACAUAAAAGAACGGGUUGAGCACUCCCAGAUGCGCUGCCAUGACUUUAUUAUUAGUGUCCUAAGUGGGACGCAAAGGUAAUACACGGUUUAUUCCAGUCACUGCAAAAAUA